GAGUGCCGUGUGAUUUCGAGAUGACAGAGACGAGGAGACCGAAUAUGACACCUAAAUCUUUCUAAAUCAGAUAUUUAUUGCGUUUUGACUGCAUGCUAUGCACGCUGACUUGCUAAUGAUAUUUGAAAGCGAGAAAUGCCUGAAAAUUUACAGACAUGUUUCUUGACUAUUUAACAUGUGGAACCUGUUCCCAAGAGUUUCCACUUCACAACAUUACAGAUUUUAUCCAACACAAGUCAUCGUCAUGCCAACAGUUGCAGCUAGAGCGUCAGCAGGGUGCAGAACCAGGUUACUCGGAGCCAACGCUUUAUGCUGUAUUUGCUCUCGUGAUUUUCGUACAGCACGAGGUGUUCUUCAACAUGUCCAGUUUGUGCAUAAUCUGAAAAUAUUUAUGCAAAAAGCUCCAUUCUCCGUCAGCUUCUCUAGUCUUGUUAGUGAUAAUGCCACUAAUGCCUCUACAUCGUAUGUUGAUAAAUUAUCAACACCAGCUUUGAAAAAAGAUCCAUCCCCUCAAGAUCUAGUGUCUACUACAACUGGCAUGCACGACCAUCCAACAACAUUCAUGCAUGAUAUCAGCGAAGAGGCUCUUGGUUCAUCUGCACAACCCAGUGUUCUUUUAGUGUGUAGUAGCCCAGCAUUUUAUCCUGAGAAAAGCAUUACCUACAGCAGUGGUUUAAACUGUAAUGCAGCCAGCACGAAGGAAGAUAAACGGUCUCCUCUCCAAAAGUGUUGCAGUUCAGUGGUGCCAAAAAAGCGGAAGAGGCACAUGAAGGAGCAUGACACAGAAGCGGCAGAGCUGGCUCACCAUGAACAGAGUGCCUUGGAAGCUCUUGCCUCUCUGCGGAGCAAAGUCCUACUCAACCAGCAACGUAUGGUCAGCAAAGAGCUGGUGGCAGAUGGUAAACCAGGUUCUGAUUUACAGUGGCCAGAAAAGAGCAAUAAACCAGACUCUGUUGAAAUUUGUGUUGAGAGGACUAUCUUUCGGGAGGACUGUGUAAGAUCAAAUGCAAACUGGGAUAAUAGAGGGCAGAACAAUGCUCAGGAACAUGAGGGCUGUGAACCUGAGGAUGAUGAUGAUGCUAUUUCUGAUCAUGGAAUCACUAGUAAACAAAAGGUCAUUGUCAAAACAGUAUUUGCAUCAACAGUAGUAAAUGAGAAAGAGUCUGCAGAAUCCACAUUGUGUCUGACAGAAGUAAAACAUGAUGAUGUAAAUGAUACUGCUGAUAAAAGUGACAUGCUGAAAGCAGGUUCAACAACUGUGGAGGGUGAUGGAGGACAUACACUGCUUUGUAAUAAGAUUGUCAGUCAAUCAGUGGCAGAGUUAUCUCUGGAUCAGGAUCAGACAGGCAAUAAUAAACCAGCUUCACAGAUUGUAGCUUGGAAAGGAGUUGAGGCACAAGCUGAUGGUGCAUUGGGUAAAUAUUUUAGUCCAUUGGUUUCUGAGAAGCCUGACAAUCAACAGUCACCUCCUUCAAUUCUUAGAACUGCAGAAACUCAUAGAAAAGUUACUUCAUACCUGCUGGCAGAGAAGUCACCACAAACACUCAGCUGCAGUCAGCUUCCAGGUAUCAAGGCAUUGAAUACGCCUGUAAGACUUUUAGAUUGUCUGGAACAAGAAAUUCCUGUAGUGACAGAUGGGCAGCAAGUUCAAGAUGUUUCUAUUUUGCAUACAAGCUGCGAGAGUAAGAGUCCAGAAAGAACAUCAUCAGGCGAAAGCUGUCCAUUAAUAGAAGACCUGGACAAAGUAGAAGGAGGAAGGAAAAGACGUCGCUACCCAACAAGCCGCCCAUUUAAGUGUGAUCAGUGUGACAAAGCCUUUAAUCAACGCAUUCACCUCAAGAAGCACAUGAGCAAACAUACUGGUGUGAAGCCAUUCAAAUGUGGUGUGUGUACCUAUUCAACUGUAGAGAGGAGCCACCUCCGAGCUCAUAAUCGAAUACACACAGGUGAAAAGCCAUACAGCUGUGAUUACUGUAACUAUGCAACGGCACAGAACAGCACUCUCAAAAUCCACUUGAAGCGUCACCACACCAACAAGCAUAUGAUCUAGCCUUAGUCAUAAUUCAGGAAUCUUCACAGGAAUGGCAGUAAUACAGCCCUCCAAGUGUACCCAAAGAAACGUUUCCAAGAGUGCGAAGGGUUAAGGGAGCAAACUCAUGAUGGUUUUGAAUGGACAGAAAAAUGUUAAUCCCCUUCUUGUGCAAAUGUUGUUGUAGUUUUUAAGGUUUUGCCCUGAGGAAAAAAGCUUGUCUAUUUUAGCCUUUCUCGGUCUUAAAUUGGUGGUGGGUUUGAGAAACCCAAAGCAUGCAUUGAUGAAAGCUUGAUCUGCUGUGGAUAUAGCAUGCUACUGAACUCCAUCAAAAUUAUGGAUUUUGCAGAAUACUCUGGUAGGGGCAACUCUUAACUCAGAGUUUGAAUGUAACCUCAAAGCUACUCUGUGAUCAGUGUUGCAUGCAAACUUGAUUGUUGAAAAGAUAUUCAUUCUAAUUACACAAGAUGAAGUAAAUUAGGAUUGUUUUUGAAUAAUAAUAAUAUUGACAUGUAAUUACAUUCCGUUGUUAAUUUCAGUGAUCUUGCAGGUUUUGUUUUUUACAAGUCAAAGCAGCUAUCAGCAUAAAACAAUUCUUUUUGAAACAUGUUAUCUGUUUCAAGUUAAAGGUGCCAUUUAAAAUUAUUACGCUAACUUGGUGUUGCAGAUCUAAUAUAAUUAAUAAUUGUAAGUGUUCCAAAACUAUGGUGAAGAUUUCUGAUUGCAAUUGAUGGCAUACAAAGUAUACCAGGUAACUUUGAUAUCUCACCUUUAAUUAUCAAAAGACAGUGUCUGUCCUUCAUGUGUUGCAGUCUAGUGGGGUCCCCCACCUUUUUUUGCAAUAUUUCUGUGGUCUGCAUAAGAUAAUUUAUAAAUUAAUAAUCAAGAAAGGUGACAUUUGUGAUAUGCUGAUUUAUUAUCACCAUUGUUUUUAGACCUUAGAAACUUAUUUAUGCUGUAGUGUUUGGAGAAUUUGCACACUGCAUGAUAAUUAGCACUUUUCUUCAUUGUGCCAUUUCUAUUUAUAGAAUAUGUAACCUUAGCCUUGUAAUCACUUAGUCUGAUUUAUUUUAGUUGUGCACUGUCACCACUAAAGCUAUCAAUAAAUCAUGGGUAUGCACAUGUAGAUGUGUGGGGUAGGAGGCAGGUUGGGAGUGGAAAGCAGCUGGAGAAGUCUACAUUUUUCUGUUCCAGAGACUUGAGUUGCUUAGUACUAGUAUUUUAAAGUUCACAAAUUGCUUGCUUCAAAUGCUGCAUAGUUUCUUUUGGUCUGCUUACUGAUGACCUGGCAAGGGUUAAAUAGUAUGAAAAGACCAUCUGAGGGGAUCAAAUAAACAGUUGUAAGCUAUGA
Pomacea canaliculata is the source of this 3380-nucleotide messenger RNA. Its product is annotated as zinc finger protein 70-like. Bases 176 to 2050 code for a protein of 624 amino acids. The record is from RefSeq and is a predicted model, not a curated record. The transcript has 5 exons. Lineage: Eukaryota; Metazoa; Mollusca; Gastropoda; Architaenioglossa; Ampullariidae.